CUCCAAACCCGAAACAAACAUGCCAGCAGAAGCCACCGUCAAAGCGCCCAAGAAGGGCUCCAAGAAAGCCGUGACUAAGACCGCCGCCAAGGGCGGCAAGAAGAGGAGAAAGAGCAGGAAGGAGAGCUACGCCAUCUACGUGUACAAGGUGCUGAAGCAGGUCCACCCCGACACCGGCAUCUCCUCCAAGGCCAUGGGCAUCAUGAACUCGUUUGUUAGCGACAUCUUUGAGCGCAUCGCCGGUGAGGCCUCCCGCCUGGCUCAUUACAACAAGCGCUCCACCAUCACUUCUCGCGAGAUCCAGACCGCCGUGAGGCUGCUGCUGCCCGGGGAGCUGGCCAAGCACGCCGUGUCCGAGGGCACCAAGGCCGUCACCAAGUACACCAGCUCCAAGUAAACAUCCCGCUGCUGUAAUCCACCAAACCAACGGCUCUUUUAAGAGCCACACACUUCUUCUUAAAGAGCAAUGUUUCAAUCCGUGAUGUGUUUGGAUUCAAAGUAUUGUUUUAUAUUAGCUUUCUAUGGCCCUUGUCUUUUAUCUUAAAUUUGCACUUCUUAGAAUUUUUCUUUAAUUAUAUUAUUGUUAACUAACUUUCAUAAUUAUCUUGAAUGUAUAUAUUACUAUCUUUAUACUUGUACCUCCCCUUUUUUCCACUGGGUCAGAGAAUUAUAAUUACAACUGUCAGGCACAUAUUGCAGAAUUGACAUUGAAGUUGACCUGCCAAUAAAGAAAAGGAUCUUGUACUCUCCAAAAAUGUACUACUUAAAA
Molecule: messenger RNA, 769 nt
Organism: Perca fluviatilis (European perch)
Lineage: Eukaryota; Metazoa; Chordata; Actinopteri; Perciformes; Percidae
Product: histone H2B-like
Exons: 1
Coding region: 20-397 (125 amino acids)
Cellular component (GO): nucleosome
Molecular function (GO): DNA binding; structural constituent of chromatin; protein heterodimerization activity
Source: RefSeq, a predicted model, not a curated record